AUUCGAGUACACCACGCGAGGCAAAUAUGGAGGCCGUGAAGCAAGAGACCUGCAACAACUCUAUUACUUUAAAAGGCUCUGCACAACUUGUCUCAGAGUUUUUUUACUAUGGCAUCAACAGCAUCCUGUACCAGCGAGGAAUCUAUCCCCCUGAGUCAUUCACUCUCAAACAGCAGUAUGGACUGACACUCUACACUACCACAGACAAGGGGGUGAAAGACUAUCUCAAUAAUGUCUUGGCACAGAUUAAAGACUGGCUAGAGGCUGGGAACGUGCAGAGGCUGGUGCUGGUGGUGACAAACGUUGACACAAAGGAGGUCUUGGAGCGUUGGGACUUUGAUAUUCAACAUGAUCCAAGCUAUGGUCCACAGUCUAUCAAGGAGGGGAAGGUGACUGGCAAAGACCUGAAGGUAAUACAGAAAGAGAUGCGAGAUGUGAUUCGUCAGAUCACUGCUUGUGUCACCUUCUUGCCUCUACUUGACUGUGUCUGUGCAUUUGACUUAUUAGUGUACACACACAAGAACGCUGAGGUACCAGAAAAGUGGUCUGAGUCCGCUCCGUGCUUCAUCUCCAAUUCUCAAGAAGUUCGUCUUAAGUCUUUCUCCACAUCCAUACACAAGGUGGAAGCCUGUGUGAGUUACAAAAUUGAUCAAUGAGAAUUUGUGGUUUCCUGAGAAAUUAUUAAAGUGUUCAGUUGCCGGUUACUUUCCUCAACUUUACGUGAAAAGAAUUCUGAGGUGAAUGUAUCCUGUGGUAUUUUGUAUACAAAUAAUUCAGUGCCUUUUUGUUUGUUUGAGGACAGCAUUGUGUUUGGCCUGCUGAUCUACUUAAAGGACUAUAUUUGUGUAACAAUCCCCUACAGUCCCUGAUAAUUACCUGCUUAUGAACCAAGAUCCUAUAUUUUUCACAUUUCAUUCACUUAAAAGUCCAUAUUCAUGCUGGACCUAACAGUAGUACUUUUACUCACUGAUAGAGCUUUAAACAUGAGGUUUUCCUCGUCUUCCCUUCUUGUACAAGUUACUGUCUUUUAUGCAAAACCUAAGUUAGUAAAAAUAUUGAAAUUCUGAAAAGGUGUCUCGGGAGAAUUAACUCAUCAGUUCUUGCAGUUGAAUCGCAUUUGUGUGCUUGAAAAUACAAACUGGUGUUGGCCAGUUUAUUGUGUGGGUCGGCCUCAUCUAUGUGAUUGGUACAUUUUGGGGGAAGAAGAGAAACUUAUAAUUAUCUGUCUACAAUAUUCUAUCUUAACUAAGUGGGAGGUAACAGGUAUUAAUGCAUUUUAGGCUAAUAAGUAUGUAUUCAUGCCAGUAUGUUUUAUUUUUAUUUUAAGAAACCAAUUUAUCACAGAUUUACUUAUUUAUUUUUUGUUUUUAUGAAGCAUAGAUUCAUAGAUUAUUCACAUAUGAUGAGGUUGAUUGAAGCAGUGUGUGUGUCCCCAGAUAUCUCCUUGGGCAAGCAGGAAGUAAACCUGUGUGUGGUGCUGUGGUAAUUUUAAGUCAUAAUGUUUGAGGGAGGGUGUUAUUAAAUCCUUCAAUAUUUUUUAUUUAAUGAAAACAUAGACCAGCCAUUUCUACAGCUGCUCAAUUUGGGCCAGUACUUAUGAGAAACUGGACAUGCACUGGGCAGACUCAUAAGUAAUUUUAAUGAUAAAUCCAUGGGAAACAGUCAUUGGUUAUAGAUGAGAAUUUUAGGUGGUGGUAAUCACUAGUGGGUGGUCAUUAGGUAGCUGGUAGUCACUGGUUGUUUGAAUACAGUACUGUAGAUGGGAAUGUUUGGGUGAUGGUAACAUGUUGUGUCAAUGAUUUAAAUUUUACUGUGUAUUCCUUAUGAUUUAAUGAACUACAGUAUUCUUUAAAGUUCAUUCAACGAGAAAAAAGGACUGAUAAUUACCCAGUGCUUAGAUAUUUCCUGAAGUAAAACAGUAUUAUUUUAGCAAUAUUUUUAUUACUACUGUACUUAUUCUUCUAUGUUAACAAGGGUUUAAAAGUGUAUACUACCAUAAUUUGACAGCAUUUGUUGAUACCGUAAUUAUCAUGCUGUCACUGUAGACAUUCAUCUGUUUUGGUAAAAUGGUGCUGUACACUAUUUAAAGAUGAUUUGCUUGGUGAUAGAUACUGUACCAUAAUUAUUUAAGGCAGAACACUGGGGCACAUACUGAAACCUCAGAUUUUACUUUGUGGGUUAUGAAGCCCUGGAGAAAAGAAAGCUCUCUUAAAUUCUUUUAUGUAAAGUUAUCAUCAGCUUGUUACUUUUAUUUUUUUUAUUAUUAUUAGCCUAAUGUGCAGCUGUAUGAUUCAUGUCUGAGCAGAGGGAAACUUUCUGUCUUUGCUGGUGUUUGUGUGUACAGGUAUCCCUAUUUUACUCAAUGUAUGUAUGGAGGCAGUGGACUGUAACUGCUUUGCCAACCACACCCCUCCUCCCAAUGUGACAUCAUGGCAGCCACAUGUCUCUUGAGUCAGCUGGCUGGGUCACUGCCUGGCUGAGUUAUGUCACAGCACCCAGAGGAUGGUUUGAGUGUGGAAGGAGUUAUUGUAUGUACAUAAAAUAUGUGCUAUUGUAUUGUAUGAUAUGCUAAGCUUCAAUUUUAUUAUCAGAACAUUUUUAUUAAUUUGCUUAUUUAUUUAUUUUUCAUUUUUAACGUAUGCAAUUUGAAAUGUGUUCGAAUUGGGCUCAUCUUGCACUCACGAAAUCAUUAAAGUCUGAACCACAUUGUUUAUAUAGAAUUUUUGGUGUUAAUAAAUCACACAUUUAGCUUCAAACCGUUAUAACAGUCUCAUUAUUAUUAUUAUUAUUAGAGAGUACUGUAUUCAGUGUUUACUGCCCUGUUGUUUGACCUCUGUGCAUUGCUGUUAUUCCACCUCCAGUAAUAAUUUCGUUUAAUGUUAAAUUUUCAUGAACGCAACCCCAUCGUUAAAUGAGGGAUGCUGGUGUAAAAAAAAUCAUCUGUACAAUUCCAACACUACUGCUAAUCCACCCACUCAGGUUGGUAGAAGCAUACUGACCCCUGGUAUGAAAAUACAAUUUCUAGCUUUGUAUUUUUGCAUUUCAUUCAUCAUUUAAUAGCAAAUUUUGCCACUUAUUUUCAAUUUUUUUGUCCCAAACCUUUCACCAAUCCUACAUCUAGGUCCCCCUCCCUCCCCCCUUCAUCUACUGGCUCUUAACAAUACCGCCUCAUGACCCAUUCUCGGAUGUAUGGCCUGAAACAAAUAGGUUCAGGUCUUUACACGCACUGAUAAUAAGUGAUGACUUCUUGGAAUUUAGGUGUGGCAUUACCUGGCCUGUGACCUUAUUUCUCACAGUAGAUAAUGCUGUGCUCUUUUUCCUCUUCAUAUAAUACCAUGAGUAAUAACUUUCUUUACCUCUUGGUCUCAUAAGCUGUCUUCUUUGCAUGAAAGCGAGAGAGAAUCUUAGGACCUGAUGAUUUUUUCUUUCCACUCAUUCCUCCACCCUGACACCAAUCUUUCUUGUGGUGCUGCCCAUUUCUUAUGCUUUGUGGGUUAUUUUUUUGUCCACGGAGCAUUUCUAAAAUGCACAGUUUUUAAACUCCAUAAUUGUUUCAGUAAAUGUUGAAUCUUGACAGUAGAACCUGCAUUCAUUCAUUUUUGCAAUCUCUUUCCCAUUAUUGCACAUAGAUUAGAAUAAAAAACAGCAAAAUAUUGAUCAUCUCCUUAUUUUGUUCUUCGCUUGCAGUUUUGUCAGAUUUAUUGUGUUAUGGUAAUAUUUAAUUUCCCUAUAAAUUCUUAUUCUACUCAGGACACCUAUGCACCACCUUCGUACACAGACCUAACCUGUUUACACAUAAUGGGUAAUGAACAUAUUUAAGACAAAUGGUUUCACUCUUGUAAGUCAUUUUCCUGAGACAUAUGUGUUUCCCUUGCACACACAGGUAUUGGUUACAGUAUCUUUUCAUACCUGAUGUGGUUAUUUUAUCACUAUUAUUCUUCAGGCCCAUGAUUCUCAUAUCUGUACAUUGGUUGUCAUUGUAUUGCUUGUAUUUAAAUGCCCUUCAUCUUUACAGUACUUUCUUGUUUGCUUUAGCAAUAUGUGUACAUUUCAACACAUACCUUAGCAUCUGUUCUGUUAUCGAUAUUCAAUACUUUUCACGUACUCUGUUAUGCUCCUGUAGUUUACAUACAUUUCAACACUGAUAUUGUAAUACUCUUCAAAUUUCCUACUUGGUAGAGAGAUUCACUUUAAAGUUCUAUAAUAUUAAGGGACCAUGUGAACUGUGGUAAGCCUAGACCAAACGAAAAGUGGCAUUUUCCAGUAUGUCUAUGUUACUUUGCCUUUUCACAACUGAAAAUUUAUAUUAGUAUUUCCAGUAGUGUCUCAGUUCUAUGGAAUUUCCUCUGUUAUGUAUUUUUCAGUUUGUGUUCAUGUCAAAUAUUUUGACAUUUACUUCAAGUACUAUAUACGUAGUGUAUUUAUAUUUUAUACUUUUUAAAUACAAAAAAAUUUUGAGUGAAGUUUUUAUGUCCCAUUAAUAUAUAUAUAUAUAUUUUUUUUCUUGAAAUAAUUUUUGCCACUUACUAGCUGUUCUGCCUGUUGGUCUAUUCAGUGUUAGUACAGGACAAAACCGGAGACCAAGAAACCUGUGGUGUUUGGUCACACUGGAUAACACCCUUCUCACGUGUGUCCGGGCGAGGCUCAAACUCUUGACUUAUUGGUCCACAGGAACUUGUUCUCGGCCAAAACUGUAAAUUUAGGUUUACCUGAGAAAGAUGCCUCGAUACUACAUUUGUACUCAACAUGGUUCUGGUGCUGAAGUGUCACCCUCAAAUGGCAUCCUUGAGUUUGAUAUACAUUAAUAAAGAUGAAUC
Messenger RNA from Homarus americanus (American lobster), 4817 nucleotides. RefSeq names its product mitotic spindle assembly checkpoint protein MAD2A-like (gene mad2). Gene Ontology annotation, biological process: mitotic spindle assembly checkpoint signaling. The coding region runs from base 27 to 656 and encodes 209 amino acids. Lineage: Eukaryota; Metazoa; Arthropoda; Malacostraca; Decapoda; Nephropidae. The transcript is spliced from 5 exons. Gene Ontology annotation, cellular component: cytoplasm; kinetochore; nucleoplasm. The record is from RefSeq and is a predicted model, not a curated record.